GCGGCAGACCCGGCCGGCUCCUGUGGGGGAGGGGAGAGAAUAUGCAAAUUAGCCCGUGUGAUCAUUUGCAUGUGAUGAUUGACAGCAGUGCGAGCAUCCCACUUGCCUGCUCCUCACUGCAGUUCUUCCCAUGCUCUGGUCCGGCCGGGGGCACAGUGAGACAGGGGCUGCUUGGCUGACAGAUUUUGAAGGGAUUUAAUGGUGGCCCACUAGAGACCAAGUUGAGCCUGGCCUGCUCAUUUUACUGGUGAUUCAAGAAGGAUUUACAGGCAGUAACUGAGUGAAGAGAGGCCAUGCCACCUGGUGAACAAACAUGAUGCACUUUGCCAAAAAUACGUAGACUUUACACCUGGAAAAUAUGCAGAGUACAUUGAGGACAUGGCUAAGUGGGAUCCUUGUCAAAGAUGGAAAAGGUACAGUCCUAUUUAACGUUGGAUGAAGAUGACUUGCUCUCUGACCUAAGCAGUGGGGACCUAGAGAUGUUGCUAUCAUUCCUGGUGGGUAAGGUACAUGAAAUCGAAGUGAGAGUGAGCACAGAGAAGGAUGAGAUCAUGAGACUUGAGACAGAAAGAGCACAAUACGUCACAGAAAGAGACAACUGUCUGUCACUGGCAGCACAGAUUGUGCAUUUGCAUCCAGUAUUGGAAGAGGAAUUCAAGACUCGAGAACAACUUCAAGUUGUUGCAGCUGAGCUGAAAAGGCUGAAAAAGGAUAUUGCUCAAGAUACCAGUGAGCAGCCAGAUGCGGCCAAAUUAGAACAGUUGAUAGCUGAAUCAGAAACCAUGAUAACCUCUCUCCAUCAGAAACAGCGUAUGUUUAAAAGCGAGAAAAUUCAUCUGACUAAGGUACUGGAGACCACCCAAAAUACGCUUUCCGAGGCACAGGCAGAAAGCCAUGCAGCUGAUCAGGAGCUGCUUCGCUUGCAGAAGGAAUGUACUGAGCAAGCUCAUGUGAAGUCUUUGGGGGAUAAUGAAACCGACAGACAGCUGGAUGCCUGCAUCAGACAGCUGGGAGUGUUAAACCUCCUCGCUAGGAAGAAGUGAACUUCUGUCUCCAGCAGGGGAUAUGUGUUAAUCAGCAGACCUGAAGUUCCGAAUUCCACUUGCAGAAGAUGUAGGCAAGUAGGAGGUGUGUGGCCACCAGUAUGCUGAGCCCCUCUUGUAGGAGGCAUGGGAAGAGACACCAUCUGGAGCGUACCUGUACCAGGUUAAGCAGCCUGACCGCUCCCCAAUUUGAUUUCAUUUUACUUCACUUCAUUCACCUUCCAGCUGUCCACCAGGACAUAGCAGCAAAAUAUUUGAUUGUUCUUCCCCAGUCUCGUCUUCUCUGGAUGCUGCAUGGGGGACAUGAAGCAAAACCUGCUGUAUGAUGAAUUCUGCUACUCUCUGUUUCAUGUAUGCAGGGUUUUAUUUUCAUAAAUAUUGAGACUAGUCCAAUGGUUUGUUGUCAUUGGUGUCAGGGAUGCAGAGACUAAAGGAAACCAAUGGUUUAAGAAGGGCCCAUUUCAGCCAAACUCUCCUGGCAUCAGCCAUUUCCAUGUCCGCUCACCCUGGGUUGUGUGGCUGCUUCCCAUCCAGCAAUAGAUUUCCCUUUCCAGCUAGUAGUCUAAUUUCCUUGUUUAGAUAGGCCAUAUCCACUGCGUUGAUGCACUUCUGUUGCUGUCUGAUUCCACUUCACACGGACCUAUCGCCAUUCUUUCCACUGGAUUGCCUUGAAGUUUCUCCAUGUUGAAAGUAGGGUAUCUCCAGGCAAUCUGUGGAGAUCAUCAGGUGUAUGUGAAACACAACUGGAGACGGAAGCCAUUUGCUGAUCUGGAAGCUGGUCAGCUCAUGGGAGACAAUGUACAAAAUGGUGGCUAGGUGUAAUUGUAAUGCAGUGCGGCUGGAUUUCUAGAAAGCUCUGAGCAGAGACAUGUUUUUGCAGAACUUCGAAAUAAAGUCAA
This is a messenger RNA of Malaclemys terrapin pileata, 1942 nucleotides long. RefSeq lists its product as uncharacterized. Bases 405 to 1043 code for a protein of 212 amino acids. NCBI's taxonomy places the organism in Eukaryota, Metazoa, Chordata, Testudines, Emydidae. The transcript is spliced from 8 exons. The record is from RefSeq and is a predicted model, not a curated record.